CAGCCUUUUAAGCCAGUCGAGAAGGCGGAGCUGUUUGUAAACUCACGUUGCUCUCUGGGCGAUACAGUUUCCACAACAACAGAAAUAUAAGCUUAGUUUUUCUCGUCAGGCGUCGUUUUACAUACAAGCCUUUGAGGAGUUUGAGUUUGAGGAGAAUUGUUCUCGUCAUUGCCUGGAUCAGGGCUGUACAGAUGGACUGAAAUCCAACAAAUCAGACCACCAGAGAAGAUCCAACAUGGGCAACAAACGGAAAGCCUCCAGUGAGAUCGACAGAGAUUCAGAUGCCAGCUCGGGAUAUUUUAGUGCUUUGGACCAGACAGACUUUGAAGACAUAGGACCAACCAGUACUGCAGAACAAAGCAUGCCGACAGCUCCUCGGGUGCCUUUCAUUCCUGGCUCCCAUCCAGGCGUCUCUCCCAUGAUCGUAAUGAACAACCUUGCUCUUAAGCAGCCUAACUCUGUGGCCCCUGCACUAAAACCUUGGAGCUUAAACACUUCGCUAGAUGUGGUUCCCCAGUCCCAGCUGCUUUUUCUACAUCCAGUCCCUCCAGCUGGUGACUGUACGGGACAAAGCUCUGACAAGCAGAAACAUUCCAGAAAGCAUGUUCCCGUGCAAAACACCUAUCCAAAAAUUUCCCCACAUCUUGCACAAGAGUCUACAGUCGACGAGGGUCCCAGUGCUAUCCAUAAGAGGUCAAACCACAAUCAUGGUGGAAGACAUCAACGACGUCGUUACGAUGAAAAAGCUUUCCACAGCUCUUCUUUGAAGCAGGAUGUGUCUGAGACAUUUAAAGAUCACGAUGUAGACCCCAACGUUGCUUCUUUACGAGAAACUGGUCACGCUGUUGAAGAUGUGGCUGUGGAAAACUCCUCAUCCAGGCUUUCUGACCUUCAAGAGCCCCACACCACCACUUCACCAUUCUCACUUUGCACUGACUCCUUCCUCGCUUCAUUCCCUCAAAAGAGUCCCAAAUCUUCAGUCACUCAGAGCAGUGAUGUGGAGAAUAUCCCAGAAGCCCUCUCUCCAAGCUCCAGCAAACACAAACGCUUCUGCAACACAUAUAACAUUUUGAAUCGGUCAGGCCUGCUGGGCAUCACACUGCGCACAAAGGAACUUAUUCGACAAAAUAAACGGUCCCAGGCCCAGCUUAAGAGUCUGCAGGCUCAGACUGACCUCUUCUUGGAGGCCAUGUGUAGUGGAGAUCCCAAAGUCUGGACGAGAUUGCAGCUUAUCCUCCAGAACUCUGGAAACAGUGAGGAGACGCCAGUGGACUCACUGGUGGACUCUGUAAGGGACGCAGAGCAGGAUAUCACAGACGUGGGUUGUAUGGUGUAGUAGCAGCUUCGGAUUUUAUUAUAUCAGCUGUUGUAUUCUGCGGUUUUGUGGAAUAGCCACCUUUACUCCGACCUUAUGAAGUUAGGCACUUUAGCAAAUUUUCAACAUCUUGUUAUAAUAUCAGUUGGAAAAACCCAGAGAUCUAGUUAUCACUCCAAGUGUUCUCUAUCCAACCUUUGUUCUUAUGGAUUUGUCAGACAGGGUUUAGGUUACAAUUGCAUCUUUUUUCUGAAUAGAGUGAUACAGUGGUUCAGAAUUAAUUAGCACACUCAUAUUGAAAAGAACGCUAUUAACUGUUCUUGUAUUUCAAUCGAACUGGUUACUUUUUUGGAAAGGAGGCCUUGGAAAACCAGAACUGGAACCCAAAAUAGUUUCUGCUCAGAAUGAAUCAAAAUGGAAAAAGAUAUUAUUAUUUUUUGUUAUCACUGUAUUUAAUAAAUGCCUUUGACAAAUGAUAAAUAUUUGAGUACUUAUACUUAAGUGCACAAUUGUUUUUUUUUAUUCAGAUAAAAAUGUGAAAUUCAGAAUCAUCCUUGUGAGUAUUUGAAAAUUUGUAAAAAUGUGUUUGUAAUAAACAUGGUUUGUAUGUGUAUAAUGUGUUCUCAAUGCUUCUCCAAGUAAAUGUUCUUGUUAUCUAUGAGAAAAACCAAUGGACGUUAAGAGCAAGAGUACUAAUGGUCAGUACUGGUCAGAAUGUAUUUGAAGUAGCACUUCAAAUGUGGUUGUUAUUUGUAAUGCCUUGUCGUAUUAUUAAUUAAGUUGUUUACAUUCUUAACAGGUUGUGAUUAUCAUUUGGUUUGGAUGGGUUUUUUUUUGUAGCAAUCUAUUAUACUGCAUGCAUACAGACUGUUUAUUGUGUUUGGAAAGCAGGUACUAAUAAGCUUUGACGACAGAGGUCAGGUUUAGUGGAGUAAUGAAUGCACUAUGUGAUAGAAUGUACACUGUGCAAGUGUACUUUGCUGUACAAAUGUUCUUUUUUUUUUUUUUCUUUUGUCGUUUUCUGGAAUGCGUUUGUAUUUGCUUUCCAAAAAUAUAAACACAUUGUGUUGAUUUAUCAGAACCCGAUACUAAGUGACACAUUUUUGCAGUAGAGAUCUAUGCAAUAGUCUUGUUUAGUAUUAGCAGUGUACUGAAGUGCAGUUUUACAUGUCAUUUGAUUUUUUUAUGUGCCUUCAAAAAUA
Onychostoma macrolepis is the source of this 2517-nucleotide messenger RNA. RefSeq names its product CLOCK-interacting pacemaker a (gene cipca). Bases 236 to 1336 code for a protein of 366 amino acids. The transcript has 4 exons. Gene Ontology annotation, biological process: negative regulation of DNA-templated transcription; negative regulation of circadian rhythm. The record is from RefSeq and is a predicted model, not a curated record. Gene Ontology annotation, cellular component: nucleus. Lineage: Eukaryota; Metazoa; Chordata; Actinopteri; Cypriniformes; Cyprinidae.